GGUUUGAACUGAACCAGACCGCGUAAAAAGAGUAGUUAAAAUUUCGCCUGGAGUAAAAGAGUGGCCUUUUGUUCUCUUACCUCAAACCCUAACCUUUCCUCUUUCUCCUUCAAUUUCUACUUUCUCUUUCCCAAUACAGACAGACAGAGACAAAAAAUACAUAAAAUUACAAAAUGGCAGAGGCAGCUUUGAACAUGAGUUUAGACGAUCUCAUCAAGAAGAAUAAAACCGGUACCGGAGGUAAACCUCGCGGCAGAGGUCGUGGCGGCGCCUCCGGUCCUGGUCCUGCUCGUCGAUUCCCCAAUCGUUCAGCUAACCGAGCUGCACCUUAUUCCACCGCCAAGGCUCCUGAGGCGGCGUGGAAUCAUGAUAUGUUCGCGGCGGCAGAUCAAGCUUUCCCCUUUGGACAAGCCGGUGGUGGUCAGGCGGCGUCUUCCAUAUCGACUGGGACAAAGCUCUACAUCUCCAAUCUAGAUUACGGCGUCUCAAAUGAGGAUAUCAAGGAGCUCUUCUCAGAAGCCGGUGACCUGAAACGCUAUGCUAUACAUUAUGAUAGGAGCGGGAGAUCAAAGGGAACAGCAGAGGUGGUCUUCUCGCGUAGACAAGAUGCACUAGCUGCCGUUAAGAGGUACAACAACGUUCAGCUUGAUGGGAAGCCAAUGAAGAUUGAAAUUGUUGGGGCCAACAUUGCCACUCCCGCUGCCCCUGCUUUCAAUGGUGCUUUUGGUUUUGGAGACGCUAAUGGAGGUCCCAGAAGUGGUCAAGCAAGAGGUGGUGGCUUCGGGAGGUCACGGGGUGGUAGAGGACGCGGUCGCGGAUUUCGAGGAGGCAGCAGAGGACGUGGAAGAGGAGAUCGUGGAGAAAAGGUAUCUGCAGAAGAUCUAGAUGCUGAUCUGAUGAAGUAUCAUUCAGAAGCAAUGCAGACAAACUGAUGGGUCCGGUAGCAAUGUUUGCCUCUACAUCCAGUGCCUAGUGGAGCCAGACUUUCUGUACUUCAGUGUUCUUCUCUUUUCAAGUUGCAAGAAAGAAAGUACUUAUAGGAAGAUUUGAACAUUUGCUGUAUGGGAAUUGAGCUUCUUCUUUAUUUGUUCCCUUGAUUUGGAUUUUUGCUUGGGUGGAGUGAUUUGUGUGUUCUACCAACUCUUUAGUUUAUUUAAGAGGUGGACGAUUAGAGUGGAAAUGCUUAUCCUUGCCCAUCCCACGACAAAGCUUUGCCUCGACGGUGGCGCCAGCUGAAGGUGGUGGCUGCCCUGUGUCCUGAAGUCCUGCAAGUGCUUCUUGUAGUCAAUUAUUUGGGCGUCAAUCGUGAGGUAGUUUUUGUCACUUUGUUCUUGUCCACUGGUUUCACAAUUGCAGUCCUUGUGCACUUGGCAGUUUUGCUGUAAGUGUCGACUUAAUUUUAUCCUUGUUGAUAAUGAGUUCUACAAACUGUUGACUUAGGAAGCACGUAAGUGGGAUCAAUUUUGGGUGACUAAAGCUGCCUCCCCUGAUGAUUUUUUCUUACUUAUUGCAAAUAUAUAUUUCUACCUUUUAUAACAUGUUUAUAACGAGCUUGAAAAACUGUUGCAUUAGGAACAGGUAGGUCGGAACAUACUUGGGUGACUAAGCUGAAUCCUUUGAAUGAUUAUGUCUUAUUGCAAAUACAUGGGAUGAGUAAGCUGAAUGAUGGUGUUCUCGGGGCUACAGACUGCUCAUCUUGUGGAUGAUAUGUUGAUGUCGCAGGAGAAAGAGGCUCUGUCCUCUUUCUGUGAACACGAUGUUUAAGUGAGGUGGCGGACUUGCUGCAUUUCUACAGCAUUAUGGAGCUUAUGCCCCGUACUGUAGAAUUGCUCAAGUUUGCUGUCUUUGCAUCUCGGUUAUGUGCAUUUAGAUCUUUUAUGUGCUUCCCAUAAGUGCUUCUCUUGCAAUCUCUUCAAGUCUGGAGCAUCAUCCGGCAUUUCAAAUUGAUUAGGCUGUUGGUAAUUGAAAUUCAACGAUUAACUUGGAUCAUUGAGAUGAAUAUGCAUUCUGCCAUGUCCUGAUUCAAAAAUCAAAUUUUCUUGGUUUCUUCUCACUGUUAUGAUCUUGCUCGGAGUUGCAACUAGAUCCUGCACAGACAAUGUAUAUUAGCCGCCCUCUAGCUAUGCUGAUUAUCUGCUGGGUGAUGUGUCAACUAGUACUUCCUUGUGAAUGGCUGUGGUGCUAAAGAGGGCAUAUUGACUCCCUUAAAAAGCCUGAAAUAUAUCUUGUGAUAUGAAUGGUGGCUGAUCGUCAUCAAUGGAUCUCUUGUAAAGAAUGUUUGUAGCUCGAACGACCAUAUUUCUGCUUUGUUUUUGAUAGCCUUUUAUCGAAGGUGUUUGCAGCGUGUCCAAACAACAAUCUGGAACAGAGUUAAGGAACAAUGAAGUUUCUUUCUUUCUGUU
Messenger RNA from Nicotiana attenuata, 2402 nucleotides. Its product is annotated as THO complex subunit 4A-like. Gene Ontology annotation, molecular function: mRNA binding. Lineage: Eukaryota; Viridiplantae; Streptophyta; Magnoliopsida; Solanales; Solanaceae. The transcript has 5 exons. The record is from RefSeq and is a predicted model, not a curated record. Gene Ontology annotation, cellular component: nucleus. Bases 174 to 932 code for a protein of 252 amino acids. Gene Ontology annotation, biological process: mRNA export from nucleus.